Molecule: messenger RNA, 667 nt
Organism: Brassica napus (rape)
Lineage: Eukaryota; Viridiplantae; Streptophyta; Magnoliopsida; Brassicales; Brassicaceae
Product: syncoilin-like
Exons: 3
Coding region: 41-568 (175 amino acids)
Source: RefSeq, a predicted model, not a curated record
ACAACACUGUUUCUGGGUUCUAAAGGGGUUUCGAGUGAAGAUGAAGGAGAUGCAGGCAAUAGAGACGUCACAGCCGACGGUGGCUCCUCCGGCGGUGCACAGCCGACAGCUAGGAGCUCAGCUGUCGGGAAGCAUGAGUUUUAGCAGCCAAAUGACGAAGGAAGACGAAGAGAUGUCGAGGACGGCUUUGUCUGCUUUCAGGGCGAAAGAAGAGGAGAUCGAGAAGAAUAAGAUGGAGAUUAGGGAAAGGGUUCAAGCUCAGCUUGGUCGUGUCGAAGAGGAGACUAAGCGUCUCGCUUUGAUCCGUGAGGAACUUGAAGGUUUAGCUGACCCCAUGAGGAAAGAAGUUGCUUUGGUCAGGAAGAAGAUUGAUUCUGUCAACAAAGAGUUAAAGCCUUUGGGUCAUACUGUUCAGAAAAAGGAACGAGAGUACAAAGAAGCUCUUGAAGCAUUCAACGAAAAGAACAGGGAGAAGGUGCAGCUAAUCACCAAGCUUAUGGAGCUUAGUCAACUAAUUCUAAAAUCCUUUUUUUUAUUAUCGAAUAUAGUAAUUGGAGCUCGUGUUUGAAUAAUUGGUUCAAGUGUUUUAGUUGUUCGUAUCUUCUUCUCUGGUUAUGGUUCUAUGUUUGUCUAAAUAUAUCUGCGAGUCUUGAGCUUAGUUAGUGGU